AUGCCGCUCCUCCAAGCAGGCGUGUUCAGCCUUCUCCUCGCCUCAACAGCAACAGCAACAAAAGAUGACCUCAUUCACGUCAACCCACUCAUCGGCUCUACCAACGGCGGCAACGUCUUCGCCGGCGCAAGUCUACCCUACGGCCUCGCCAAACCCGUCGCCGAUGUCGACGGCCAGAAUACGGGCGGCUUCUCAACGGACGGUAGCAAUGUCACCGGGUUCUCGCAAAUGCACGAUAGCGGCACCGGCGGGAACCCUUCUAUGGGCCAAUUCCCGCUGUUCCCGCAGUACUGUGCUGGUAAUGUCGUUGAUAACUGCAAGUUUCCCAAGACUGCGCGCGCGACGCCGUAUAAGAUGGCUUCGGUAGAUGCGAAGCCGGGAUAUUUUGCGCUUGAGCUUGAAGGUGGUGUUCGCGCGGAAAUGACUGCUUCGCGGCGGGCGGCGCUGUAUCGGUUUACGUUCCCCGAAGGGAAGACGGCGAAUGGAGAGGUGUUUGAUCCGUUGAUUUCAUUGGAUCUGACGGAUCUGUGGGAUAGUCGGCAGAAUGCCACUGUCAGUGUUGAUCCUGAGGCUGGCCGGAUUGAGGGGAAUGGUACCUUCUUGCCCAGCUUCGGGGCUGGGUAUUAUCAGGCGUUCUUCUGUGCCGAUUUUGUCGGUGCGAAGGUUCGUGAUAGUGGGAUUUGGGUGAAUGAUCGUGCGGGCUCGGAGCCUAAAGAGCUUUUUGUAACCCGUGGAUUCAACAAUUUCUAUCUUCAGGCUGGUGGCUACAUGAGUUUUGAGCGGCCGGAUGACGGAGUUGUUACUGCGCGGGUUGGUGUCAGCUUUGUUAGCACCGAUCAGGCCUGCUCGAAUGCGGAGAAGGAGAUAUCUGAUCCGCUUAAUGAUUUUGGCAAGCUGCAACAGACUGCUGAGGACGAGUGGAGUGAGAAGCUCAGUCCAAUCAAGGUCACGUCUGGCGGUGCGAGCAAUGAUAUGCUGGAGGCUUUCUGGAGUGGUAUCUAUAGGACUAUGCUCUCCCCUCAAGACAUGACCGGAGAGAAUCCGCUCUGGCAAAGUGACGAGCCAUACUUCGACUCCUUUUAUUGUCUAUGGGAUGGCUUCCGAUCCCAGCAUCCAUUCUUGACGAUAUUGGAUCCCCAGGCCGAGUCACGUAUGGUUCGCAGUCUCCUCGACACCUUCAAACAUGUGGGAUGGCUGCCCGACUGCCGCAUGUCUCUGUGCAAAGGAUGGACCCAAGGUGGUUCCAACGCCGACGUGGUGCUCGCAGAUGGCUACGUUAAGAACCUAACUGGGAUUGACUGGGAACUUGCAUACAACGCCAUGGUCAACGAUGCUGAGAACGAACCUUUGGAGUGGUCAGACGAAGGACGCGGAGGUCUUCAGAGCUGGAAACGGCUGAAUUACAUCCCAUACCUCGACUUUGACUACCUCGGCUUUGGUACAAAUUCUCGAAGUAUAUCGCGGACCCUGGAGUAUGCCUACAAUGACUACAGUCUUUCAAUCGUGGCCAAAGGUAUUGGCAAACAGGAUCAUACAAAGUACCUAUCUCGUGCCGGGAACUGGCAGAAUCUUUUCAAAGAGGAUCAGACUUCGUUCCUGGGAAAUGGAACUGAUACUGGCUUCACGGGAUUCUUCCAGCCUAAGUAUCUCAAUGGUACUUGGGGCUUCCAAGAUCCUAUUGCUUGCAGUCCGUUGGCUACCUUCUGCUCUUUGACCACCAAUCCUUCCGAGACAUUCGAGUCCAGCAUUUGGGAGUACCUCUUCUAUGUUCCCCACGACAUCGCCAAGUUGAUCAAGUUUGUGGGUGGUUCGGACGAGUUCGUGGCUCGCUUGGACUACUUCCACGAAUCGGGCCUGGCCGACAUUGGCAAUGAGCCCGUCUUCCUCACCGUGUACGAGUACCACUAUGCCGGUCGCCCGGGUCUCUCCGCGCGCCGGGCCCACAGCUACAUCCCUUCGUCAUUCAACGCAACCAACGGUGGCCUGCCCGGCAAUGAUGAUUCCGGUGCCAUGGGCUCAUUCUUGGCCUGGAGUAUGAUAGGACUGUUUCCCAACCCAGGCCAGAAUGUUUACCUGAUCAAUCCUCCAUUUUUCGAGGCCGUUGAAAUCACCCACCCAGAAACCAAGCAGACUGCCACGAUUCGCAACGUCAACUUCGAUAAAUCGUACAAGAACAUCUAUAUCCAAAGUGCCAAGCUUAAUGGCAAGCCAUACACCAAGAGCUGGAUCGGACAUGAGUUUUUCACCGAGGGUAUGAUGCUCGAACUGACGCUGGGCGACAAAGAGAGUAAGUGGGCAACAAGCAAGGAGGACUUGCCUCCGAGUUUGAGCGACGGCAUUGCACAGGAUGAGAUGCAGCUUGCAUAG
Molecule: messenger RNA, 2367 nt
Organism: Penicillium cinerascens
Lineage: Eukaryota; Fungi; Ascomycota; Eurotiomycetes; Eurotiales; Aspergillaceae
Product: GH92 family glycosyl hydrolase
Exons: 2
Coding region: 1-2367 (788 amino acids)
Biological process (GO): protein deglycosylation; protein quality control for misfolded or incompletely synthesized proteins; carbohydrate metabolic process
Cellular component (GO): cytosol; nucleus
Molecular function (GO): peptide-N4-(N-acetyl-beta-glucosaminyl)asparagine amidase activity; carbohydrate binding
Source: RefSeq, a predicted model, not a curated record